Prunus persica (peach) is the source of this 1983-nucleotide messenger RNA. RefSeq names its product protein Jade-1. The transcript is spliced from 2 exons. The record is from RefSeq and is a predicted model, not a curated record. Gene Ontology annotation, biological process: regulation of transcription by RNA polymerase II. Bases 557 to 1585 code for a protein of 342 amino acids. Lineage: Eukaryota; Viridiplantae; Streptophyta; Magnoliopsida; Rosales; Rosaceae.
AGAGAGAGAGAGAGAGAGAGAGAGAGAGAGAGAGAGAACUGACAACUAGCUAAUGAAAAAUUUGACCAUACAAAAACAACAGCAAGCCAAAAUUGGAAAAAUUCUUCACAUAAUCUCGGGAAAAAAAAUUUAUAAGUUUUAGAUACUCAAAAAGGGUUUUUUGAAUUUGUAUUAUUUUCUCUCAAAUUGUUACCCAAACCAAAGCCCCACCCAAGCCCAAGUCCAAAAACAAAACCAGGCCUCACCCAAUUGCUUUUGGUACCAAAAAUUCAUCACAGACCAGAAAUUGAUUUUUGCCCAAAAUUUAUGUGGGCGCUGGUUUUUAAAACUCAAUUGAAUCCCAAAACUCAACCAAAAAAUUAGAACCCCGCCAAAUUCAAAUCUAACAACUUCCAAUUUCCCACCACCACAAAAAUUUGUUUUCUUCAUAAUUCAAUUCAAAUCCCAAACGUCAAAUCAAAACCUCCAAAGCUCUCUCAAACUCUCACAAGCCCCAGCCCCCCUCAAAUUGUUUUCCUCAACUUUCUUUCCCCACUAACCCCUACCAAGCCAACCAAUGGAUCAGAGAUUCCAUGGCCUGCCUCCUCUCAAGAGAUUCAGACUUAUGCAAAAACAAGAGCAGCAGGAAGAUACCCUUUUAGCCUCGUCGCGCCUUCCAGCGAAGAAAAGAAAAGAGGCAUGGCACCAGCCCCUUCUCCCUGACCCAUUUGCCGCCACCACUGCUGUCUCCACCUAUUCAUUGCCUGCCAAGAAAAGGGUUUGGGCCUUUCAGCCAGAUUUAAUCUCCGAGGACCCGCUUUCGACAUUGGACCUUAAUGUCGAGUACAAGGUGCCUUUUGGUGCAGAGUCAGAAGAAGCAGUGGUGGAGAAAGAAGAAGAGGAAGAAGAAGAGAAGGGUAUUAUUCAUGAAAAUGAUUGCAGUGAAGCUACUGAAAAUACCCAGGAAGAGAAAGGCCAAGAAAUUACUGGUGAUGAAGAUGACAAUGAAGAAGAAGAAGAUGGGAUUGUUUGUGCUAUAUGUCAGAGCACAGAUGGAGAUGCAUCAGAUCCAAUCGUGUUCUGUGAUGGCUGUGAUCUAAUGGUUCAUGCCACCUGCUAUGGCAAUCCCCUUGUUAAGGGUAUUCCAGAGGGCGAUUGGUUCUGCUCCCAAUGCUCGCUUUCUUCUGCGUCUUCUCAAUCCACUGAGUCCUCUUCUUGCUGCCUGUGUCCUAUCAAGGGAGGAGCAAUGAAGCACACCAGAGAUGGCAGGUGGGCACACAUCGUGUGCGCGCUUUAUGUUCCUGAGGUGUUCUUCAAAGACCCCGAAGGCCGAGAGGGGAUUGAUUGCUCCAAGGUUCCCAAAAGGAGGUGGAAAGAGAGGUGUUAUGUUUGUAAGAGUUCAAGGGGAUGUGCUAUUCAGUGCUCUGAGCUUAAAUGUCCGUUGGCUUUUCAUGUGACUUGUGGAUUGAAUGAAGAUCUUUGCUUAGAGUUGAGGGAAGGAAGGAAGCAGGGUGCUAUUGUGGCUGGGUUUUGCAAAACUCACUCAGAUCUGUGGAAAAAGCAAGAACAAACUGGGAAGUACAAGAUUGUGGCUAGAGAAGACUGAAGAGCACAAGUAGUUAGAUUGUGCAGAUUAAUAUAUAGAGCUUUGUGGUAUGGUAUACAAUGGAUCUGCUGGUUAGUGUUUGAUUAUUGGUUUUCUCUUUUGGGGAAUUACAUGUUUCCGUGAGUUUCAGAUAUCUGUAGGGUUUCAGUGUUGGCUUAUUUGAUUAUUAUUGUGACUGGUGAUGUAUUUUAAUUACAUUCUAACUUAUUGUCGGUGCAUCUAGCGCGCAAGCUUUGAGCUAACUGGGUUAGAUGAAGAUAAACAUUAGAAUGACACUUCAGUUUAUGUGAUGAAAAUUUGCUCUCCAUAAAUGGGAUUUUAAAUUGUAUUCAUGGUGUUGUGAGUCUUUGCCCUCUUGGCAUUUGAUGUUAUAGGAUCAUUGUCAGGUUUCAUCUGAA